Messenger RNA from Fusarium vanettenii 77-13-4, 1845 nucleotides. RefSeq lists its product as uncharacterized. The record is from RefSeq and is a predicted model, not a curated record. Gene Ontology annotation, cellular component: chromatin. Lineage: Eukaryota; Fungi; Ascomycota; Sordariomycetes; Hypocreales; Nectriaceae. Gene Ontology annotation, molecular function: RNA polymerase II cis-regulatory region sequence-specific DNA binding; DNA-binding transcription factor activity, RNA polymerase II-specific; zinc ion binding. Gene Ontology annotation, biological process: DNA-templated transcription; regulation of transcription by RNA polymerase II. Bases 1 to 1845 code for a protein of 614 amino acids. The transcript has a single exon.
AUGGGUCAUCUGGAGAAGCGCUCCAAGGGGAAGCGACAACGAGACCUGCAGGCGCCGACGCCGCCUUCGCAGGGGGGUGAUGGGAGAUCUCAAGGCGACAAGGCUUCAUCUGCUUCGCCCUCGCAGAGCCACCAAGAUGAUUUGGAGAUUGAUAGCGGGAUAUGGCUCGAUCAGAAUGACCAGAACCCAGAGGCUAUCAACCUUGCCGCCGCGCCCUCCACCGACGGCGAUCAUGCCCAGACAGUCACGGUUCCAUUGACGUUACCAACGUCCAUCAGCGAUUCAUCAUGCAUCACCUCCAUCGUCCAAGGCUCGGCCGACCUGCAAUUACUAGGUGCCGACUUUCUCGAGCACGCCAGUAAUGCCCAGAUGGACGCCGUCACCAUGCCACACUCUGCUCCGUUUGGUACCAACAUCCUCGGCUUCAGCUUUGACCAAGGCAGCCCGGAGAGGUUACUGUACGGAUCAAUUGACAUCACACAAGCCCAGGAGGACUGGUCGCCCUCCACCUCACAAAUUGCACACGGCUGCCAACUCUUUUUUACCCACGUCUCCCACUUCGUACCCUUCCUCCACCAACCUACCUUUGACACCACACACAUCUCCAACCACUUACUACUUAGCAUGCUUUGCCUCGCCUAUCAGUACGGCGAAGAUCCAGAUUGCGUUGGCCAACCAGGAUCGGGUGUGAGCCUGUCCGAGCGGUGCUUCCAUCGAGCACGUACUGUCGUCCUCGCCGAUGAGGACAAGACAGAUGACCCGACACACAAUGUCUCCAUGGUACAAGCAUACUUGCUGCUCGAAAUCUAUGCCAUGAUGUAUCUCUGCGGAAACAACUCGGCGUAUGCUCUCAAGACACACUCCAAGAUGAUCUCGCUUGCCCGAGCCAGCGGAUUGUCGCAACCGAUACCGACGGAACCGACGACGACCAAGGACCUCGACUCAUUAUGGCGGGAAUUCAUCAGGACGGAAUCACAUAAGCGAACGCUGUUUGCUGCCCAUCAGAUUGAUACCCUGUGGUACCAGCUCUUGUCGAUACCUCGCCAAUUCUCACACUUGGAGAUCAAGCACGAACUACCAUGUCCAGAAGACCACUGGACGGCGUCUUCUUCGGUCGAUUGGGCGCAUCGGAAGCUGGUCGCGGGAAAUUCUGGCACGUCGGUCCAAUAUCCGGAUGCUGUUCGACGGUUCUUGUCAGGUGCAGAUCUCAGCUCUCUCCCAGCAUUCGACCCCUACGGCGCCAUCAACAUUACUCACUUUCUCGUCUCGAGCGCACAAGAGAUCUCUGGUUGGUGUACAAUGACGGGAAUGCUCAGCACAGAACGACUCGAACCCUUACGGUCAUCACUCCUGGCGCUCGGUCCUUUUAUCCGUUCGAAACCUGAAUCGACAGACGUAGCGCAUGCGGCAUUGUGUGAGGCGACAUGGGAGUCGGCCAUGAUUGAGGUGCAGAUAUGGUCUCCGUCGCAUACCGGGGGUAUCGUGGGAGGAAGCAUGGAUGCGGUGCUGCAUCAGCUGAGCUACCUGGCGCCGUCCUGCGAGUUUCUGUGCGAAUCCAAUACUGCCAAGACGAUACAGCCCCAUGUCGACUGGUUCUUGCGCUAUCUCGACGCGACAAUUGAGCCAGACGCCGAGGCUCCGUGGAUAACGCUGUAUGCGUACAAGGCGUUCAUGAUUGCCUGGCAACUUGUUAGGGGGAGCAUGUUGGGUUCAAUGCAGGCCGUGGGGGUCGAGGAUGGAGACGCUGAGGCCGCGCUGGCGUGGGCGAGAAAGGUGUUCGGACGGAGACAGCGGUGGCAGUUGGGCAAGAUCAUAAUGGGAUGCUUAGAUUCAUUACAGAAAUAA